AUGGAUCCCAUCCGUGGUGAACCUGCCGUGAAAUUACGCUUGCCAUGGCGAGAUGUCACAUUUGGCCAAUACAUGCAUCAGCGCGCAAAAACACAGUGCGACAGGAAGACUCAUCGACAGUCAAGCCAUUCUUAUCCUGCACGACAAAGUGGUUCGCUGAGUCUUCUCCGGCGCAUUUCACGUGAUUCAGAGGAAGAUGCCAAUCCAACAGCUGCUGCUUUGCGGUGCCUACAUCCGUUUGUAGGGCACUGGUAUUUGGACCCGAGAACUGCAAGUCAUCCGCAAAAAGUAGACGUGGUCUUUCAAGAACAUCUGGAAAAUCGUUGA
Molecule: messenger RNA, 327 nt
Organism: Opisthorchis viverrini
Lineage: Eukaryota; Metazoa; Platyhelminthes; Trematoda; Opisthorchiida; Opisthorchiidae
Exons: 2
Coding region: 1-327 (108 amino acids)
Source: RefSeq, a predicted model, not a curated record